Astrephomene gubernaculifera is the source of this 4302-nucleotide messenger RNA. Lineage: Eukaryota; Viridiplantae; Chlorophyta; Chlorophyceae; Chlamydomonadales; Astrephomenaceae. The record is from the annotation of a GenBank genome assembly.
CAAGUUCUAACUAUGAUUUCCUACUAGAAUCGCCUAGCUGACCUGUGUCACAGUAUUUCCGCACCUGAUCUCUUCUAGUCAAAAUGGCUGAGGAGCAGCCCGAGAUGGAAGCACGUUACGAGUUCUGCGCCCCACAUUACAGGGACUUCGAUGCUAUAAGCACAGGCUCCCGGCACAGCUCCUGGUUUGGAGAACAUGAGGAAGAUGUGUACGCGGAGGUCGCGACAGCUACUCCCUGUCCAGCCAAGGGACCAAGCAGCAGCAGGGAACCUCUUCGUGACGUAAGGAACGACGCAAACGUAGCUGCGGAUGCUGCCGAAGCAAAGCCGGCUCGGAAGAAAAACAUUGUUACGUCGUGGGGCACAAGCGAGGUGCAGAAGAAGCGCAGAGCAGAGGAAGGUGCCUCCGAGCAACCCAUCGCCAAGGCUGCUAAGCCUUCUAGCGAGGGUGCCGCUCAACGCCCGCCGGUGACCCGGCCCAAGCACAAGAAGGCGGCCGAGACACGGCCCAUUAAAGCAGCUAAGGAGAACCAGCUGAAGGUGGUCAAGAACAUAAAGACCAAGGUGUCCAGGAACUUGGAGACCAAGCUAAAGAGGAUCCUGGAGAAGAGGAGCGCCAAGGUCGCGCUGUCCACCAAGAAGCUCACCAUCCCGGAGGAGCUGGAGCUGCACACGUCCAAGCGGGCACAGGCGCACAGCAGCAAGCAUGGAUCCGGAGAGCAGGUCGAGCAGCUGCACGAAGAAGACCAAUCCGACUCCAGCCCGUACAAGCCCCUGGUGCUCCGAGUCAAGGAGUUCGACAAGACGCCUAGCCGCUUUAAGCGCGUCCCGGACGAGCCGCCACCGUCGAAGGUGCCCGAGAAGCCAACCAUGCCCAAGGAGCCGAAGCUUCGGGUGUUGCGUCGGACCCGGGCCAGCACCUUCAAGCCACGGGAAGUGGAGGAGGAGGAGAUGAUGGCACAGAUGCCGGUCUUCAAGGCCAGCACCCUAAACCCGCUUAUCCUGAGCGGCUCCGGAGUGCUGCGCUUGCCCAAGGUGGAGAAGCGCGAGAAGACGCAGCCGGCGCCCUUCCACUUCGUCACGGACGACCGGGCGGAGCGCCGUGCGGCUCUACAGCAGCAGGUGGAGGGCGAGGAGGCUGAGAAGGAGCUGCCCAAGAAGGCUCGCAAGAGCGUUGCGUUCGUGCCGGGAGAGCCCGUUAUUCCACGCUCGCCGCUUCUGCACACCAAGGCUCGCGCUCGCCAGAGCAAGGUGGAGGAGCCGAAGCACGAGUUCCACGCCCGGCCUCUGCCCAAAUUCAUCAGCAUGCCGAGCAUGGAGCUCAAGUCCUUGGGCGUGCACAUGGAUCUCGCGCCCAAGCCAACGCAGCCGCAGCCCUUCCGGUUAACCACCGAGCAGCGCGGCGAGCAGCACCGCGCCGCCAUGUCGGCUAAGCUGGAGGCCGAGGAGGCGGCGGCGCGGCGUGCCCGUGUGCCGCGCGCGCACGGCUUGCCGCUCUCGACAGACGUGCCUUUGAUUCCACCCAAGCCCGCGCCACGCAAGUCGACCAUCCCUGAGCCCUUCCGCCUGGCAAGCGAGGUCCGGCAUGAGGGGUACGAGGAGAGGCGCCGCAAGGCGCUUGAGGAGGAGGAGGCGGCGAAGCGCGCGGAAGCGGAGUUCAAGGCCAAGCCCGUGUGGCGUGCAAUCCCCUUCCGCGUCCACGACGCCAACCUCCCCUUGACGGUGCCCGAGAACGUACCGCUGCAAACCAACCACCGUGCCGCGGAGCGCGAAGCCUUCAAUAAGGCCGUUGAGGAGAAGAUGAAGGAGGCUGAGUUGGCUGCCCAGCGUGCCGCUGAGGAGGCGCGCCAGCGUGAGGAGGAGGAACGGCAGCGGCUGCGGAAGGCCACUGUCUUCUACGCGCGGCCGAUGCCGGACCUCUCCGUGCCGCAAACCGUAAAGCCGGUUCCUGCGAAGCCGCUGACUAAAGCAGUAUCGCCGCUUCUUGGCAAGAGCAAGAAGCGCCGCACUGCGCUGUAGCGGUGUUGGAGCAACUCCAUCAUGAUCAAGAGUAGCAGUUGCUACAGCCACGGGCGUGACAGGUGGCUCCGAUGGGUGGAUGUGGGUUUGGCGCAUUGUGAAGUUCCGUGAGUUUUAAGGCUUUCAUUAACUGCUGCAUUAUUUUGCAUAUAGACGCUCGGCUGUCGACUGCCCUUUGCGUGCGAAGUGUGAAGUGCCCGCUGCGGACGUGCAUGUCGUGACUAAGCGACAACGGAGCGAGGCACAUGUGACUGUGGGUGUUAGGGCAAAAAUGCUUCUAUGAUGCAACUGUGAUACGGAAUUAGUGUUACGAACCAUGAAUUACAAUGCAACCGAAUACAGGAGCCGAUGAUGGAAGUACGGCAGCUGUCGCAAACCGUGCUCAGCAGGCUAGACAGUGGACACUUGCACAGUACUUGGUAUUGCAGUCGGUUUACAUGCUACUUGACCAAGACCGAGUUAUUUUGCUUGAGCCUUGCUUAGCUCUGUGUUUGUUACACGGUGACCUCUUGUAGGCUCUCGUCGCUUUCAUAAGGACAUGGCAGUCGACUCACACGACUAUACGUUUAAGGUAUUAUUGGUAGGAGAUAGUGGAGUCGGCAAAAGCUGUAUCCUUACAAGAUUUACGUCAGGCUCGUUUGAGGAGAGCACGACUUCGACAAUAGGCGUGGACUUUAAAGUCAAGUAUUUAACAGCAGCUGGCAAGCGGUGCAAACUAACGAUCUGGGACACGGCAGGGCAAGAAAGGUUCCGCACCCUGACCAGCAGCUACUACCGAGGAGCGCAGGGCAUCAUCUUUGUGUAUGACGUGACCCGCCGGGACACCUUCACCGCGCUUGAGGACAACUGGAUGCGCGAGUUCGACAUCUACAGCACCGUGGAGGGCGCCAUUCAGAUGGUGGUGGCCAACAAGGUCGACCUGUCCUCCCAGCGGCAGGUUAGCAGCGGGGAGGGUCACGACUUCGCUCGGCGGCACGGCUGCCUGUUCGUGGAGACCUCCGCGCGGGCCAACCUGGCGGUGGGGCAGGCGUUCGAGGAGCUGCUGAUGAAGAUCCUGGACACCCCCUCGCUGCUGGAGACCACCGCGGUGGGCGGAGUGAAGCUGGGCGGGGCGCCUGCAGCCGCACAGCCAGCCAGCUGCUCCUGCUGAUGACGCUGCUGCUGCUGAUGACGCUGCUGCUGAUGCGACUUGGCAGGCAGCGGUCCACAGCCCACAUGCGGGAAGGAGGAGGCAGGCGGGGUUUGACCGGCGGGAGGAAGGGGAAGGCGGAGAGGGUAACGUCGUGGCGGAGGCUGAUCGGCGGCAGGAGCCUGGGCUUCAAGGGCGGCAUGCCGGGGGUCUGGGGACAGCGAAUAUGGUGGUCACCUGCUUGCGGCUUCCCCUUGGGGGCACCGCAGCAGUAGCAGCAGCAGCCAGUGGUAGUAGCAGUAGCGGUGGUGGUGGGGGUAGGGGGUUGGUGGUGUCGCGAGGCUCAGCAGUGGUUUGCCUCAGGGGACGUGGCACACCCCUCUCGCUAGUGUGUUCCACCGGGGUGAGGAGGACGCGGGUUUGGGGGCGGUGGUGUACGGCAGUGGAGGGGCUGGACUGCAGCUGGGUUGGUGCCCCGGGUUGGCGCCUGGGCUUGUGGCUGUCGGCCUGCAGCCGUGUGUGCCUGAUGCAGUAGUAGUGUGCAGCAGGCGAGUGCGGUACGUCGGCCGGCGCGGUGUCGGCAGGAAGGCCAGAUGUGCAGGAGGACUAGGAUGGCAGGGCACAGCAGCUGGAUGGAGCUCCUCCUUAAGAGCUGCAUGCUGCAUGGAAGUCAUUGGAUGCUGCUUGGUGUAAGCAAGACGUUGCUCUGUGCAUGCAGGCUUCAUGGACGAAUUGCAUGUGCAAAAGAAGAAUGUGCAGGUUGGCCAGUUGGGACUCUUGGUGAGGCAAGGGGCCGGUGGGGGACAUUGGGGUCUCUGAACCCCUAUGGGAAGCCUGCCUGGCCGUCUAGGCUAGGCGGUCAUCCUAACACCGCAUGUAAACAUAGCGUUACCGGCUUGCGUGAGCUCAUGGGAGGGUAUAGCCACAUCCCACGUGUUGCGUGUAUGGUUGGAGCUUUUAGGAUGGGGGUUGGAUGACUAUGACAGCUUUUAUGGGAGGAGGGAUAGUUGCUCUAGUCUGACGAGCCCUGAAGUGGCUGCCGCAACUACGGUACGUGAGUUGCACUGCAGGCGUCAGGUGAGGGGAGCAUACCGUUCGCAAACGGUCAAUAAUAUUUGAAACAGUUAUUUACAAGGUGUUUAUUUGGAGAAUCGG